AUGAACAAUAAGGGAAAUUACGAGAAAUUUAAGAGAUCCUUGAAAGAAGUAAUUGAUUCAUUUGAGAGAGCAAAAGAAUGGGCUGACUUAAGUAAUUGCCUUCAAAAGGUGAAGAAGCAAUUCGAUCAGAAUUAAAACACAGAGAUACCCAUGAAAAAGGAUCUUGCUAAAAGAUUAGCUCAGUGCUUAAACCCCGAUCUAGCUGUGAUCCAUUAACUAACUUUAGAGGUUUAUGGAAUGAUCUUCUAAAGAUAGAUUGAGUUACUGAAGCAAAAAGCGAAUGAAGGACCCAACAAGCAAGAUUUGGAGUGGGGUUCAGACUUAGGACUCUUCUACUCUGGUCUAUUCAACUUCUUCCAGUUUGCCGCCUUCGAAGUCAAGGAUCCAUUCCUUCAAAUUAUUGAGACUUACAUCCUUCAGUUAGACAAAGAGCUGCUUUUAUCCCUUCCUGGUUUUAUGAUAUGCAUGCUGCCAGCUUUGGAAGACUAAAAUGCUUAGAUACUAAAGAGAGUUGAGAACAUCCUAGCCAAAACUGAAGAAGCUGUAGGCACCAGUGAGUUCUACGGAGAAAUUUGGAAGGCCAUGCUCAGAACUCAGAGGACCAGAGUAUCUGCUAUCAAGUACCUCGACAAGAGAAUCCCCAAGGAUCUCGAGCAAGCAAGACUUAUGGCCAAGCAGCAGCUUAUCUACCCAUCAAAGUACACAGUCAAGGUCAUUGACCAGAAAGUAACCCUAGUCAGAGAUGAUGCACAGAGACUCAGUGAUGAAAGCAAAAGACUGGAGAGAAUGACUCUUGAAGACUACUUCUACUUCUAUUAUCCAGUCAAGGAAAAGCUUUGCAUCAACUCACUCCUAGCUGGCUUAGCUGAUCAAUCAGUCUAUGUCAACAGAGGUGUCCUAGAUUUCCUGAUUUCUCAUGCUCCAAUCACAGGAAACAUUAAUACUCUAUCAGAAAAUGUAAGAUUAGUCGAGGGAGCCUUGAUGACUCUAACCAAGAAAGACUUUGCUUUUCUAAAGAAGUUUUUCACUUGGACUCUAUCCCACUUAGAAGAUGAAGAGUCAAAACCAUCAGAAGAUGAUCCAGCAAUAAGAACUCUUGUUCCAGCACUUUAGUGUAUGUUCCUAAAGUUUACUGAUGCUAAAAGCGUCAGUUUAUCACAUAUGUAACAGCAUUCCUCAGGCUAAGGUGGCUAGAACAGCAACUAACUCAAUCAUAACUAGCCCAUUCUGAUUCUUCAGACUCUUCUCAAUGAUAAUGUAAUGAUUGUAGAACCCAUUCUUGUUAAGAUUUCAGUCGAUUUAAUCAAAUUCAUUAAGCUUUACUACUCCGAAAACUAAAACAAAACAGCAACUAAACAGCUAGACAGAUUCAUAGAUAACGUCAACAAUCUGUUUGAUAUGGUUAAUAAUCAACUUCAUAGUAUUUGGAUGGCUCUCGGUCAACUCUUGUCUGAAUAGAUAAGAUCAAUAUCUGUUGAAUAUGCCUAAGAUGCCUACCUGCUAGAGGCUAUUGAGCUUAUCGACUUCUGUCUAAGAGACUUAAAACUUGGAUUCGAAAGACAAGUAGAAAACUUUAGUGAGCAGUUGAGACCUAUCUUGAGCAGACUUCUUUCUGGAGUAAGCAAACUAAGUAACUACAUGAAUAACUUGGAGAAUGCCAUCCCAGGUCUUGAGCUAAUUGAGUCCAUUUUGAUUAUGCUUGACAACAAACCAGUUACAAGAGAGGACACUGAAAAUUUGAAGACCAGUGUGGACAACUUCAACGAGUUCUAUGUAAACCUGUGCAAAGUAAUGACCAACUUUGACGAGCCAGACUACCAGGAUAUGUUCAAACUGAGAUUCGACACAUUUAAGAAGAGCAGUUAGAUUCUGAAUCAGAUUCAAAAGUAUUCCUAUACAUUUGACUUGAAUAACAUGCCAGCAUGGCUUACAAUGGUCAUUCACUGUUCUAAGGCAAAGAGAGCUAAGAUAGUGCUAGUGUCAAUUGAGACAUUCCUCAAUAUUCUCUCUAAGUAAGCAUCAGGUCCAGAUGAUCAAAUAAAGAAGCUUCAAAAUAUCAUAGUCAGAUUUGAACCUGGUCUUAAGGUAGACGAUUCCAGAAGUAUUUAUCAGACUCUUUAGGAAUCAAAUAACCCCUACUGCACAGAUAUUAUCAAGACACUUUGGUCACUUUUAGAUGAGGAGGAAGAUCACUAAAAGAUUGUCCAGCUACUUAAGAAGUUCGACGGCCUUCUACCUAGGCUUUUCUCAGAGGUAGUCAUUGAGGAACUAAACUCCAAAGACCGUGAAAUAAAAGUCAGGGCCAUUAAGAAAUUCACAAUCUUCUGGAAGCUUACUGCCACCGAUUACCCACAGUACAAGCCCUUCUAUGAUAAGAAUACAGAUCUAAGAAAGCAAGUAGCUUUGCACAAUAUGCUGCACAUAUUAGAAGAUAAUGACCCUACUCUUCGUCUAUCUUGUAAGAGUUGGUUAUCGGAGAGCAAGAAGUACUACAGAAGAAUUUUAGAUCCUUUAAUAGAAGAAUUCCUGCAAAACUCCAAGAUCUUCAUAACAUACUCAGGUCAGAUAUUCUUCUACAAGGACUACGAAGCUAACAUUGUAAUCGAGAACUUCGGUAAGUUGAGAAAUAUCAUAUUGAAUACUCAGGAGGAGAUGAUUUACUAUAUCACAACUAGACAGUAUACUGACUAUAUUGGCAAAGAGUUCCUAGAGAUGUUCUCCUGGAUGCGCCCAAGAAGACCCAACCUAAAGUGCUAGAGGCUUUAUCUUCAAGUCAUUGUCUACAUCACACUGCAGUUCAUUAUGGCUUAAGCAGUCGAGUCAGUGAAUGAGAAACCUUACUUGUAUCAGGAAAGCUAGACUGUAAAUGCCUCAGCUUGUGAGUUCAUGGAACUAAUUCUAAAGAGCUUAGAGUAAAAUAAGGAAAUGUCAAAUGAGAUCGCUCACAUAAUCAUUGACCCAAUUAUCAGAACAUUCAGACAAGUUAUUGACAACCAAAAUCAUGCUAUGCAGGUACAUUUGCUAAAUUUGUUGAAGGUCAUAUUCUUCCAAUGCAACUUUGACUCACCAGAAUCUCAAAAGGACUAAUUUACGCAGACAGAGUGCAGCAGAAUUUUCAGUGAUGCCUCAUUCAUAGACUCAAUAGUAAAAGGCAUGAAAAACGAGGUGUCCUUCGUAAGAUACCAUUUCAUUCAGUUUGCAACGACAAUAGUGCCCUUCAUGUUGAAGCUUAUCAACCCAUAGGUGUUUAACUCCCACAUUAAGAAAUUCGUAGACUGCUUCUGCGGUCUCCUUAGGAACGUAGAUCCCUCACUCUUCAUCACUCAGCAGUAAUUCCUUGGCACAGCUGCUCUUGGCAUUGGUGGGUAUGCUGGUGAUAACGUAGAUAAGGCUAUAAGACUCACAAGCACAAACAUGAGACUUAAGACCUCAGUUGCUGUCAAGCAAUAGACUUUGAUUAAUCACAACAUUCAAGGAGGUGCUGCUAAACCGAAAGACUAGCUAGUUAUCAACUAAGAAAGUGAUAUCUCAUAGAUUAUUCAAGGCCUUGAAUAGAUCGUCUAUUACUGUUUGGGAAUUGUUAGAGAUUUAUAAGCAAAGCCCCAAGCUUCAUCUUAGACAAGUGGAAUUCUAAUGGAUGACAGAGACAAUUCAGAAAACUAAAAGGAGAAAGAACUUACCUUUGGUGAGAGACUCUUAGGGUACUUCGGCACUGGUCCCUUCAAGAAAGGUGCUGAGUUCACUGUUACAAAUGAAAAUACUGCAAUUAGAGAGCCUAUCUACAAGGAAUUCCAGAACAUCAUUGUCAGUUGCCUCUACUGCUGGAAUAAUCUGCCCAUCUUCACAGCGAAGGAUUACCUAUUCUCAAGGUCUGGUAUCUUCCCCUACAAUAUGGAGGACGAGAAACUGCUUUCCUCAUCUAUUGAGAAAUCUGAGUAAAAAGAAACUCUUCAGAACUAUAUCAACUCGAAAGCUAAUCUGAUUCACAAAUUCGUCAUAGACUUCCUGAGACCCCUAGCAUAGACUUCUUCACCCUACUUCAUUGAAGGUAUUUUGUUUGUUUGGAUGGAUAAGAAGAACCUGACUGGAAUGAACUUAAAUUAGAGUCUCGAGAAGAUGAUGCAAAUACUAAUCUCAGUGAGACUAAGCACUCAUGUUGUGAUAGAAGCUAUUAAUCUUUUCGUCCAAAAGAAUGAUCUAGCAACAAAGAAGCCCUCUUCUAAAAAGAUAGUCAAGCUUUAAAAGAUUGAUAGUCAGAGAGAGUCUAUGAUAUGCUAAUUCCUGUAUACCUACUUACUUUACAACAUAAACCAGCAAUUCAAAGAUGAGCAAAACCAGCUAGCUAAGAUCUAUGCAGCAGUCUUUAAAUUUAUCAAGCAGUUCCAGCAGACCAAGCACCCUCUUACUAUUUGCUGGCUUCUAGAAAUUCUUCACAUCCUAAGUAACAAGUUCACAGCGAGUGACGCCUACAAACAAGAAACCAAGUUAAAGAGAGACUUCCAAGAGAUGCUUACUCUUCUACUUACUAGCACUGCAUCUAUACUCUCAGACACUUUCAAGAUUGAAUUCGAACAGUCUUAUGGCUUCAAGAUAGUGUUCUCUCCCACAGUCUAUGAAUUGCUCAGAAGGUUUAGUUUUGUGCUGGAGCAGAAUAACGUGAACGUGAACUCAUCAAUGGCUGUUAGGAAUGAAUACAAAAAGAAAUUCGCCAAUCCGAACUAUCACCCUGAUUCUGACGAUGAGGAAUAAGAGGAAACUAAAGGAGAUGCAGGGCUGAGACAAUUUGGAUUUAACAACAAGGUUAGGAUGACAAUAGGUUCAAAUCAGAAUCCAGUGAACGUAGAUCAUUUAUUUGACCCAGACUAUUAGAACCACAACUACUACUAUGACGAGAGAGACAACAUCUCCUAGCUUAUGAUAGAUCUGUCUUAGUACAUAAACAAGGGUGAAAGUGACUGUCCUUCUUUCCUGCUUUUACACUACUACAAGUUCUUUACCAUCAUCACUCUUAAAUCUAUCCUCUACCAUAUGGUGCAAAGCAUCUGCUUACACUCUAAUCACGACAAAAUCACAGCUGCACUUUCAAUAGUUGUCAAUGUGGUACUCCAGAUCCUGAGUAACAAGACUGACAAGGAUAAGUUAGACAAGCAACAAGUAGUCAUUAGAGAAGCAAUCACAGAUUUCUUUGCUACAAUCAUGGAUAGAGCGAAUUAGCUGCUAGUCAAGCCGUACAAGAGAGAAAUAUCUGAGCUGUUCUAUUCAGAUAAUUUCUUCUAGAUGUCCAGGAGAACUCUCAGAAAGUGGUGCAAGAUCAUCAAUCACUUUAUCUUAGACUAGAAAGAUCAGGUCUUCGAAGACUUAGUAUAUAAGUGGAAUACACAGGCGGGGCUGCUUACGAGUAAAGAUUUCGAAAUAAAACAGAAGUGCAUUGCUCUUAAGAGAGUCGCGUUCCUUGUCUUCUCAGGUGACCAAGACUAAUAUGAUGACAAACUAGAUUUGCUACUUAAAAAGAUGACAGAGGGAUUCAAGACAAACAAGAAAUACAGCGAACUUAGAAUCCAACUUUUCUUGCUAACCAGAGUCUUGCUACUCAGACUGCACUCAAACUCAUUAGCAGAUGCUCUAAGAAAACUCUGGCCUCAUUUACUGAAUGAGCUAGUCAGCAUUUUCGAAGAUGCUCAAUCAGACUGUGCUUUGACAUUUGAAGCUAUAAAGACAAUCGAGCUGAUGUCUUCUUUGAAUAUUGAGGAUUUCUAGAUGAACCAGUGGAUAUUCUUGGUGGACUCUUAUGGAAUGGCAUUUGACGAUUCAAGAUCAUUGGUUGAUGAAUAUAGACAUAGACAUGAUAGUGCUUAGAUUAGCAAGAAGGCAGGGGACUACGAGGUGAUUGAGAGAUCAGAGGGCAUUUUCUAGCCAUUCAUAGUCAAAUUCAUGCAAAACAGAAAGACAAGUUUCUACAACUAGAUAAACAACGACAAAGUCACUGUUGAAGACCUGCUCAAUGGCAAGAAGAACCAGAUUGAGAUGAGAAAGACAAGCAUCAACAUUUCACCUGAGAACUACUCAGAUGAUGCCCUAGAGACUUAUGCGAUUGGUCUUCAAUAUAGACUAAAUGAAUUUAACAUGGAAAGAACAGAAAUUGAUAGACCAAACUUUGAAGCCUUAAUUGAAAAAGAUUUCAUUCAAAACGACCAGAAAUGA
Messenger RNA from Stylonychia lemnae, 6201 nucleotides. Lineage: Eukaryota; Ciliophora; Spirotrichea; Sporadotrichida; Oxytrichidae. The record is from the annotation of a GenBank genome assembly.